Dufourea novaeangliae is the source of this 1615-nucleotide messenger RNA. It is a transcript of the gene Trmt6, whose product is annotated as tRNA (adenine(58)-N(1))-methyltransferase non-catalytic subunit TRM6. Gene Ontology annotation, biological process: tRNA methylation. The transcript has a single exon. The record is from RefSeq and is a predicted model, not a curated record. Gene Ontology annotation, cellular component: nucleus; tRNA (m1A) methyltransferase complex. NCBI's taxonomy places the organism in Eukaryota, Metazoa, Arthropoda, Insecta, Hymenoptera, Halictidae. The coding region runs from base 1 to 1464 and encodes 487 amino acids.
AUGUGCGAAUCCGAAGAUGAUAUAAUUACGAUAGGGAAAUAUGUUAUAGUAAAGAAAUUAAAUUUUAAGAAGAUUUAUAAGGUAACUGGCAAUGGUCAGUUAAUGUUAGGAAAAGACCUUGUGAAUAUGGGUGAAAUUAUUGGGAAACGAUUCUGGACCACUUUCGAAAUGAUACCCUCGAAAAGUGGGAAAAGGUCCUUCUCUCUAAAAGAAGCACCAGAAACUGAAUCUUGGAAUGAUUUGUUAAGUACUCUACCCAGUGGUAACGAUAAUCGUUCCAUUGUUGAUGACGGGAGUUCACAAAAACUAUCCAAAGAAGAAAUCCUUCAACUUCAGGAAGCUGGUAAAAGUGGCAAGGAGAUAGUGGGUAGUUUGAUUGAGAACAAUAAAUCCUUUUUAGAUAGAACAGAGUAUUCGCAGGAAAAAUAUCUGAAGAAGAAAGAACGAAAGUAUCUUCGGUAUUUAACUAUAUUAAAGCCAAAUAUAAGUUCCUUGCAUGACGUGUACUUUAAGUUAGAUCAUGGCAAAAUUGGAAACUUACGAAUGGAUGCAUUGGCACAGUUACUGUCGUAUAGCGAUGUUCAAUCAGAUGGAUUGUUUAUGUUAUAUGACAGUGGAUCACAAGGCUUGCCGGCAACUGCCCUGUUAAAUAGGAUCGGUGCAAGUACAGAAGGACAUUUGAUCAACAUGCACCCGGGAAAUGUGCCUCAGAUUUUGCUUGUUCAUGCCAUGAAUUUUCCCGAAGAACAAUUAAACAGGUUAAUAAAUGUCAAUAUUUACAGCUUUUUGAGGGUACAUUACCAGGGUGAAGAUGCUGUUUUCACUAAUAUUUUGGCAUCAAAAAAAGCAAGGAAUAAUUUGAACAGUAAGAUUGAACAAAAUAAAGUAACCACCCCUGAGAGAAGUCAUACAAAUGAUGAAGUGUCCCCAAAGGUCGAGUUACAUGAUCAGAUUCCUCAGAAUGAAGAGACUAAUAACAAACAUUCAGAAUGUAUUAAUCAUACGAAUGAAAUUACUGAAAGUCAUAAAGUUUCCAGAGAGCAUAGUGCGCAGAACUGUUCAACAGGGACCAAACGAAAAUUAGAUGAAUCUAACGAAUGUGAAUCUACAGAGGCUGUACCUUCAAAAAAGCCAAGAUGGUUAUUAAAAACACAACAGGCUGUGGAUCUAGUAAAUAACUCAAAAGCUCGAGGACUGGCUAUUGUAGCCAAAGAACACCCUUUGAAUAUUGUCACCGCUCUCCUGCCGUUUUUGGGUGCAUCCAGGCCUUUUGUAAUCUAUCAUAAUUAUCGGGAACCGCUACAAGAGACAUACGUGGCAUUAAAACAACAACAGAACGUUGUUAAUUUAAGACUGUUUUCAAACUUUUUACGCUCUUACCAAGUGUUACCAGACAGAACACAUCCUGACGUCUUGACUAGUGAUACAGGCGGUUAUUUAUUAACAGGAUAUUUAGUUGAAUAAUAGACGUUAUUGCAGCUCAAUGACACCGAUGUAAACACUAAGAAAAAUUCUGUACAGUAAGAAAGUAAAGCAGUCUCUUUUAUACAAGUGUUUUCCAUUUAAAAGUAAUCUAAGAAAAGAAGCAGAAAAUAAAAGAUUAUUAUUUAAUAUA